UUUACUUAUAGCAGUUUUAACGCACCAGUUGCUGUUUAAUCGCAAGAAUUUCAUCUACCCAGCGACUUUACAGUUCUGAUAAACAGCGUCUUCAAAUGUCAAUACACUCUUGAGUCAGUCAGUAGUAAUGGAAAGCAGUCUGGUAACUCUGUGUUGUGUUUCGUUUUACGCAUGGCGCUCUCGUAUUCUCAUGAAAACUCUGCCUAUUGGUAUCCCGAACCUGGCAGCCUUAAUUACACGGUUAUGAAACGGAAGAUAGAAGAGAAUGGAGAAAGUGAAGGACCACCUCCGAAAAUACCUGGGAACUACUCUUUACCACUGCCUUAUGGAUGGCAGCCGCCGAGAGUGCAAGUUAAUAUGAGAGGUGGUGGUAUGAGAAUGGCGAGAGCUGGACCGUGGAGAGGCGGAGCGGUACCGAGAGGAAUGCCAGCAUAUAACCCACGAGGGUAUUUCAGAGGCAAUGGAAGAGGGGGUCGAGUAGCACCACCAAGAUACUAUGAGGUUCUGCAACAGCCAUAUCCGAGGGACUACCAGAAGCCCAGUUGGUUACCUCACUACCAGCAGCAUGAGCCUCUGUCGCCGCAGCAGCCGCCGCCUCUUCCUCCGCCGCCGCUACCACCGCCUCCACAAGCCCAGCAACAUCAGGCGCAUCCUCCACAGCAUCAACACCAACACCAACAUCAACACCAGCACCAUCACCCUCACCCUCACCCUCAUUCUCAUGCCCUCUCUUCUUCGGGGACCGGUGACACUUCACAGAUAGAUCCGAACCAGGUGGAGGAUCCAAAUGCAGGAAACAAUAUCGUCGUGGUUCGGAAGGCUGUGACUGCACCCGUCUCUGUUGUUGAGGAGACCUUCACCAAACCUAAGUCAAAUAAGCGACGACCAAUGUCGCAGAGCUAUCCAUCACGUCCUUGGAACAAGGAAGAUGCAGAAAGAGCUUUAGCAGUUGAAUCUUCACACAUGAAAGGUCUCCGAAAUCAGUCUCUGAUCAUUCGGUUCCCAGACCCAGAGCUUACAAAGGAUAUGGUCAAAGCAUUCCAUCCAGGAAUUGAGAAUGUCCAUUUCCAAGUUCCAAGUGGUCCAAGGUACUGCUUUGUUCAAUUAGCUGAAUCAACAAAUGCAGACAAAACCAUGAAGGAAUUAGAGAAGAUUAAAUUUGGAUCAGGAACUUUAAAAGUGGAGAAAAAGUUUUCGAAAGAUGAAGAGGAGCUGUCACCUGAGGCUAUUGAUCCUUAUACGUUAUAUAUUGGAAACUUACCUACAAAAGUUAAUAUAGCUAGUGUCAAGGAGAAAUUCCCAACAGCUUCAAGGAUAGACAUUGGCUUUGCACAGAGGAUGAAGUUCACGCGGUAUGCAUUUAUUAGGUACAACACAGUUGACGAGGCAAUAGAAGCCUACAAAAGCACACACAAUCUUGUUCUCGAUUCGAGAAGCAUCAUUGUCAGGUUUAGGAGACAACGAGGACCCGUAGGUCUACCAGGUGAAAGUCGGCCACCGAAACCUCCAAAGGCUCAAAAGGAAGCAGCAAAAACACAAAAGGGGAAGAAGGAGAAACCUGUUAAACCUAAAGAAGAGGAGGAGGAAGUCGAGGAGGAAGAAGAAGACGAUGAUGAGGACGACGAUGACGAUGAUGAGGAUGAAGAUGAUGAUGACGAUGAUGAUGAUGAAGAUGAGGAUGAUGAGGAAGAAGAUGAUGACGACGAUGAUGAAGAUGAGGAACCAGAUGAUCAGGAUGCAGCUGACGACGAUCCUGAUGAGGAAGAUGAAGAAGACGAUGAGGAGGAGGAGGACGACGACGAGGAUGAAAGGAGAAUACUGAACAGAAUAUUCAACAAUUUCCCCUGAAAAUGGAGGGUUGCCAAGUACAUAAACAAGAUAACACAUAUGAUGUUAUGUUUUUUUGAAACUAAAAUGAAAACUUGCCUUAUAAAUUGAAUCUUGAUAAUGUUCAAGAUGGUGUCAAAAAUGUAAUGAACAAAAUUUUCUGCAUUCAUUGCUGAUGCGGAGCCAUCUACAUCGGCAAAGAAGAAAUAUUUUUCUAUGUUUAACUACUCUUUUCAGAGAAAGAAUCUGAAAACUGUGAUCAAUUCUAACAUUAAGAAUAAAACUUCUGCAACAUAUUUUCAAAUAUUUUGCUGAUAAAUGCAGGAAUUGUGAAUAAUUGACUAUUGAGAGCCUAUGUUGAAGGCUGCGUAAUGAACAAGGCCACCAUACCAUGAGAAGCGGGAACUGCAAGAUGUGUCUAAAAUAUUCAGUGAAUGGACAGCUGUAUGAACAUGAUAGUGUGCCAAAGAUGGAUAGACAUGCCUAGAAGUGUUACCAAAUGUCAACACACUAAGUUGAACCAGACUGAUCUGGUGACUGAAAAUUCAGAUCAUAUUGUGAUGGAACGUUCCAUAAAUGCAAAGUUUUGUCACAAAUUGUGAAAAAUAGCAACUGAGCUGUCAGAUUUAGAGGCAAGUGUACAGAACAGAAACCAUAAAAAGGAAAUGUUUCUACAAUUGAUUGACACGCAUUUAGGACACCAUGUUGAUACUGGCUGCCAAUAGGCCUGACACACGACAUUGAGCAAAUUCGAUAGUCACCUUUGUUCAAGGAAAUUUUUAAAACUAUAAUUCAACAAGAUUUAGGAAAGCGGAAUGUCUGUUCAUGUUUGGUGGAGUGCAAGUUGUUUGAUUACAGAAGGAAACUGCUAGAUAUUUCAUUGACACAUUUGACCAACAUCCAUCUUUUCUGUCAACAUCAUUUGUGAUGGUGUAGCAAAGGCAUCCACCGUGGCCACAUUGUGCCUGUUACUGCAUUACAGGUUGACAAAACAUGAAAAGGUGUGUGAGAUAAGUACUGGCAAUUUCCAGCCAAAACUAUGUUGUGGCCAGUAAAGAUUACUUUGAGAAUGAGUAAAGAUAUUUUGCUUAUACCUUAUAAUUUAUGAUUUUGUAUUACCGUUCACCAAACUUUUUAGACUCACAUUGCAAUUCAAGUUAACAGCAAGCUGAGCAAGGGCAUGUUAUUUUUCUAAAACUUCCCAUUCAAGUGGAUCUGCUAGAUGUGAGAGAUCAUUCAUGGCAUAUCAUCUUAGUUCAUCAGGAUGAUGCAUAAUUUCAUAAUUUUAAGAACAACACCAGGUGGACGCCAUGGUGAAUUUUCAAGUCAGCUAGCAUCAGGAGGAGUUAGAAUAGAACUGCAAAAGAUGGUGCUUAAA
Molecule: messenger RNA, 3205 nt
Organism: Schistocerca nitens (vagrant locust)
Lineage: Eukaryota; Metazoa; Arthropoda; Insecta; Orthoptera; Acrididae
Product: homeobox protein slou-like
Exons: 10
Coding region: 172-1848 (558 amino acids)
Molecular function (GO): RNA binding
Source: RefSeq, a predicted model, not a curated record